AUGAACUCGUGCGAAUUCAACGUCAACGCCUUCGGGCCGGAGGGCCAGACGGCUUUGCACCAAUCGGUGAGCGACGGGAACCUGGAACUCGUGAAGCUAUUGGUCAGAUUUGGAGCCGACGUGCGAUUGGCCAACAGGGACGGCUGGAGCGCAUUGCACAUGGCGGCCUUUUCGGGUCACCAGGAUAUAGUGCUCUAUUUGGUGGCCAAGGCCCGGGGGGGCGGGGGAGGCGGAGGAGGGCCCUCGUAA
This is a messenger RNA of Podarcis lilfordi (Lilford's wall lizard), 249 nucleotides long. The record is from the annotation of a GenBank genome assembly. NCBI's taxonomy places the organism in Eukaryota, Metazoa, Chordata, Lepidosauria, Squamata, Lacertidae.